CCUUGGUUUCCUUGCGGUUUCCACUUCUCUGACCUUUCUUAACGCUGUUUCGUUAGCUUUUACGGCUUCUAGUUCUUAUAUUUGGUCGUUGAAACAGCUCCGCUUGAUCCCCACUUCAUUUACUUUUCGGUUCUUUAUAUCAACUCGGACUUUUGAAAAGUCUAUUGAAUAUUCCCCAUUUUGUGGCUUUAUCCAGGUACUAGCGUCCUUUAUCUUCUACAAUUAUUUGAUUUUGAGGGUUUUGUUAGGCGGUGAAGCACUUCAUCCAUCUUGGAUUUCUGAGAUUUACCCCUUUCUUGCUUGGUUUUCUGCAUCUCUUGUGAUCACCUAAUGGUCAAGUUCACUACCAUCUUCUCUCUAUUGAUGGGCGCUUCAUCUAUCCUUGGAGACCUCGUGUUCCUUUUGCUGUUAAGAGCCUAGGAUUUGUUUUCCCCAUUUUCUUGGCACCCAAACGACGCGAUUCGGGUGUCUGCUUCAAUGAACAAUUUGCUUUCUCUUCAGGUUAUAUAGGAUUGUUGUCUCUUAUUUAUUUAUCAGUUUACCUGCAAUCCAUCUGCACUGACUGAAUUCCUCAAUUUCGCCCGGUCAGCUUGAAGAUAGAGAAUGCUUGGUUUGAGGAAAUCUCCCCUAAAAUUUGUUAAACACAGUUCUGCUGAACCUGUCUAUCCUGUUAAAUCGGGAUCAAAUCCAUUUGAUUCUGAUGAUGAUGAGCCAAAGGAAAACCCAAAAAAUAAUUCCUCGAAUAGGACUCGUUCGGACCCUUCCCUAGUUUUACAGGGAGGAAAAACUAAUCCCUUUGAUGAUGAUGGAGGCGAUAGGAACACUACUUCAUCUUCUUAUGCCCUUCAGUCAGCAAACCAAAACAACUAUAGGAAUGAUUUUCGUGACUCAGGAGGAAUAGAGAAUCAAUCAGUGCAAGAAUUGGAGAAUUAUGCUGUUUACAAGGCUGAAGAGACUACAAAAUCGGUCAAAAAUUGUUUGAAGAUAGCAGAGAACAUAAGAGAGGAAGGUACCAAGACUUUGGUCACUCUACACCAACAGGGUGAGCAAAUUACCAGGUCUCACCAUGUUGCAGUUGACAUCGACCAAGAUCUUAGUCGGGGAGAAAAGCUUUUAGGAAGUCUUGGUGGUGUCUUCUCCAAAACUUGGAAACCAAAGAAGACACGAUCAAUUACAGGGCCUGUUAUUGUUGGAGACGAUCAGGUCCGAAGAAAGGGCAGCCACUUGGAGCAGAGAGAGAAAUUGGGAUUGACUUCUGCACCCAGAGGGAAGUCAAACAUGCGAACAUCGCCUCCUGAACCAACCAAUGCUCUUGAAAAAGUUGAGAUUGAAAAGGGGAAACAAGAUGAUGCAUUGUCAGAUUUAAGCGAUCUCUUGGGAGAGCUGAAACAUAUGGCUGUUGACAUGGGAUCUGAAAUUGAGAGCCACAACAAGGCGCUGGGCCAUAUGUAUAACGAUGUGGACGAGCUGAAUUACCGUGUGAAAGGGGCUAAUCAACGUGGUCGCCGUUUACUGGGAAAAUAAGUUUCACUAAUUCCAUUGAGCCAUUCUCCUUCCUCAUUUCAGGGUUGUUCUUACUUCUUAUACAGUCAGGGAAUGGGGGUUAAUGCGUUGUUCUCCAUUUGUAUGACUCAUUUUAUAGUUCUAUCACAUAAUUUUUAUAUUGGACCACCUUCAACAGUGGUCGUGUACGGCUGUGCUUGAAGAGAAGACCAAUUCUUUAUGGCUGUCCCAUUUCAGAA
Molecule: messenger RNA, 1742 nt
Organism: Neltuma alba
Lineage: Eukaryota; Viridiplantae; Streptophyta; Magnoliopsida; Fabales; Fabaceae
Product: SNAP25 homologous protein SNAP33-like
Exons: 6
Coding region: 604-1524 (306 amino acids)
Cellular component (GO): plasma membrane; SNARE complex
Molecular function (GO): SNAP receptor activity
Source: RefSeq, a predicted model, not a curated record